AUGUAUGCGCAGGAGUCCGUGUACUGGAGCUGCCUCCAAGAAAACGAGACGCUAAUGCGCCUCUGCACGGACAUGGUGGCUGCGGCAGCCAGGAGCAAGGAUGCCGUGGAAGCACAGGUCGAAGAGCUCUGCAAGCUCUGCUGGGCUUCAGCCUUGGAGGCGGUGGAUUGCCACACGCUGCUCAUCGCUGCCAGAGCAGAGGUAGACCACUUAAAGCGCCGGCUAUCGCGAUGCAGCCUAGCCAAGACAAAACAGCUGGUCUUCCCCGAGGAUGAGCUGCAAGCUGCCAACAGGCCCUGCUUCGACGGUCCCAGCUUCCUAGAUCAGGAUCAUGGGGAUCUUAUCUUCAACGCCGUUUGGGAUGAGUUCCAAGAUGAUGGGCCCCCUCCAGGCAGCGAGAUCCCUGUGAUGCUUGACACCGGUAUGAACACGGAGGAGACCGCAGAAGACGUGAUGAGUUUGCAGCGGAGCUGCGAGGAACUGCAAUCGCGGCUCUCCACCGCUGAGGUGGAGGCAGUUCGCCUGCAGGGCGACGUCACCCACCUCGAGGAGCAGCUCUGUGAGGCGGUGGAGGAGACUCGCACCGCGAAGGGCCACCUCACGGAGGCCCUGGAGCAGCUCACCGAGGCCCAAAGCUCUGAGGCCCUGCUUCAAGGAGCCUACGAGAAGCUUCAAGAGGAGCACGAGCUUGAGAUCAAGCUCCACGAAGACACGAGACACGAGGUGUCCCGGCUUCAGUCGGAGGUGAUGCGGUAUCGGUCUGCAGACAUCGCGUCGCAGGAGAAGAAGGCUUUUCACAGCCGCCGUCCUUCGAGAAGGCCUCUCAAUGACAGCAGGCCACCCUCAUCACCGCUGCCGCUGCUUGCCGGCUCCUCCGUUAGCUUUUCCGACGCAGCUGCAGCACUGCGCGAGGUGGAGUCCCCAGGCUUCGCGCUCCCCAACCGCCGCAAGGCGAUGCAGGUUUCAACCUCUUUGCCUUCCUUGCAGCGGGGCGGUGCCGAAUCUCAAGGCCAGAGCUCCCUGCUAGCAGCUCCGCGCAGCAAGAGGCCUGCUCGCUCGGAUGUGGAGAUGACGGAAGAAGCCAAGGAGCUUCUAACGAAGAUCGGCACGGAGAGUACGUUGCGGUAUGCAAUCCACUUAAUCACCUGCUCCAAUCUCGUGGCCAUGAAGCGGAAGGCACAGGAGGUUGAUGUCCAGGACAUCCGCAAGGUCUACUCGCUCUUUGUGGAUGUCAAGCGGUCUACGCAGUUCCUCAUGGAGUAUCAGCAGGAGUUCAUGUUCUCCGAGGUGCACGAAGAGGAGGAUGCCGAGAUGCCUCAGGCGAAGGCAUGCAUUUUGUGCCUGAAAGCCCU
This is a messenger RNA of Symbiodinium necroappetens, 1352 nucleotides long. NCBI's taxonomy places the organism in Eukaryota, Dinophyceae, Suessiales, Symbiodiniaceae. The record is from the annotation of a GenBank genome assembly.